Myripristis murdjan (pinecone soldierfish) is the source of this 8985-nucleotide messenger RNA. RefSeq names its product A kinase (PRKA) anchor protein 11 (gene akap11). Gene Ontology annotation, molecular function: protein kinase A binding. The record is from RefSeq and is a predicted model, not a curated record. Gene Ontology annotation, cellular component: cytoplasm. NCBI's taxonomy places the organism in Eukaryota, Metazoa, Chordata, Actinopteri, Holocentriformes, Holocentridae. Gene Ontology annotation, biological process: intracellular protein localization.
CCCUCAGCAGGGAGCAAAAUCCCGAUUUCCUGUCAACACCACAGCCGUUCAAAGCGAGAGAGUCGUUCUUGCUCGCACAUUGAUAGAGAGGCUAUCGUCAGCUCUGCUAAGAGUCCGACACUGAAUGGUGAGUGGCUGGUCAGCCAGCCACGUCCAGCCCUCUGUUGCCAUGGACGCCUGUGCACGUAUCCGAGGAGUCCCACUAAGGACCAGAGCCUCCAUCCGGAAAGAGACGGUGCGUGACAGCGGGUCACAGUGUGUAAAGAGCCUUUUGAGGAGCAAAAAGGAGCUGUGUAGCAUAGGCCUCGAGUUGCAGACCAGGGAGACAGUGAGACUGACCGAGCUCCAUUUUGUGUGUCUGCCUGGUCACUGUGAAGGGGAAGAUGUCACUCUACAGGCUCUGUCAUCUCUGCCGGGGGAGCUAUGUGAGCUACUCAGGUCCCUCCACAUCCAUGGCCUCAGGAAUAAUGAGGUUCUGCUGCUCAAAGAUUCCCGAAGACUGGCAGAGCGCAAGGAUGCUGGUGUUCAGUGCCGUUUGAAGGCAGUGUGUGUGCUGAGGCACAAUCCCAGCCCUACCUUCUGCCCUCAGGCCAGUUUAGCUUCUGUGGUGGGCUUGCUGGGGCGCUACAUGGCAGGUGUUCGCUAUGCUCUGGAGCUGCAGGCUCUUCAGAGGGGCACAGCCGAGCCCCAGCCAGCCAGAGGAGAUGACACCAACCAGUCAGUCUCAUCAAUUGAGGAUGACUUCGUCACAGCCCUGGAGCAUCUGGAAGAGGACGAUACAGGAGACACUUCCUCUGCAGCUCCCUAUCAACAUGGUAAAAAACGUGACGUAGCAUCCCAGACAGUACCAGCUCACAAGAGACGAAAGGACCUGUCGGGCUCCCGUAUUAUUAUUAGCUCCUCUUCCAAGAAGUCGUCAACCAAACGCAGGUCAGGUCCCGAGGUAUCUGUCACAGUGCAGAGGUCAUCAGGCACAGAAUCCCAGUGGACUCAUUGUAACCCUGGAGCUUGUCUCCCCUCCCCCUCGACCCAUGUCAGUGAAUCAGAUGAGUCAGACUGUUCUAGCCCCAGCCCUAUCAUAUUCCUGGAUGAGGUGGGAUACCAGAAGAGCCUGCUGGCUAAGUUGGACAUACCCCAGGUGCCAGGAGGACCCAUAGAGCGAGUGGAAGACUCAGACUCUGAAGUCAGUGAGUUCUUUGACAGCUUUGAUCAGUUUGAUGACUUGGAGGACCUGAGCUCAGAGAGCUGUACUCUCACCCUGCCUCUGGAUGCCACCAGUGCCCCUACCAAACAGAAAAAGAAGCCCUCUGAUACCAGUACCAAUGGGUCAGGGUCCAAAUACGUGUCCAGGGGCUGCUCAACCAAGGGCAUGAACCCUCACCGCUUUGACCAGCCCACCCUUCCUGCCAAUGUGAAGAAACCUACUCCUCUUAAACCAGGGUCUCCCUACUCACCCCACACUGAGGUGCCUGACUCCCCCCGGCCAGUGCAGACGUCCUCCGAGGAGAAUGGGGGUCCACUUUUCAGCCCUGUCAGCUCAUCUGCCUUCAGUCCUUUGGGGGACUCUGGUGGGCCACUGGAGUACUUCUGGAAGACUGAUGGGGAUGGAGGGGAUGGAGGGGACUGCUCAGAACUGCGUAAACCCCAGGAUCUUUGCUCUCUGUAUAAGACCUACUCAGACUUUGCAAGCAGUCUGUCCAAGGAGAUUCUGGGGUCGGUGUGUGGCUACCAAUCUCCUGUUGACAUAAAUGACAACAAGAAUCUGAGCUGUGUUUGCCACAAGGAAUUCCAGAACCCUUCAGGCCACCUGAUGAAGCUCUCAGAGAUACAGGAGACAGUGACAGUGGCCAAGUUGCAGCAGAAGUCCCACUCUCUGAAAGAUGGCAUUCAGAGGUUUGCCACAGACCUGGUGGAGAUGAGCCUGGGCAGCGCCCUGCGAGACCUCCAGAAAGGUGUGUCAUCCUGCACCACCACCCUCUGUCACUUGGCUGCCAGACUCACCUCCUCAGUGUUUCAGAUGGCCUUCCAUGAGAUUGGCAUGCGUCAUGCCUAUGUGCUCAAGGAGCGAGCCAUCAAUGGCUUGGCUGGCUUCCUGGUUGGAGAGGCGGUGUCCGGAGCACUGAAAGAGUUUCUGACAGUCAAAAAACAGAUCUUCCACAGCACAGUUACACGCUUUGCUGCUGACCUGGCUGAGGAACUGGUAUUUGAAGGCAUAAUGGAGGUAUGUCAGUUCUCCCACCCCUCCACCCCUCUCACCUCUAGUGACUGGUCCUUUGGGCGUAGAUUAGAGGAAGAGGAAGAGGAAGAGGUAGUAUCCUCCUAUGCUUCUGACUUGUCUGAGUCAGUUCUCCAGGAGGCCUUUAUAGAGCUCUCCCAGGCUGACGUUGCAUUCACUAGCCAGGCGGCUAUCAGCGUCUCCCUAGAUAAUAUCUGCUAUGUCAGUGCACAGGACACCAGCACUCACACCUGCAGUACCUCUGAUAGCCAACACUUUCUUCAUGCCAGCUCAGCUGCUGCAGCCCCAGGGCCCUCAGGAGAGGAUGGGGCCUGCACAGUUAAGAAAGCCCUGUUCACUGUAUCAGGCAUGGCCAGCUGUGUUCCUGUGCCCCAGGCAGGACAAGCCCUCUCCCACCUCCAGACCUCUGAGGAGAUCUGUCAGUAUAAGUCCAGCACGGCCCACACUUCACAGACCAGCCCCAAGAGAAGUCUGGUGACAGUAGCCUCAUCUGACACCACCACAUCUACACAAACUGACCUCAGCAGCCAUGGAACACAAACCCAGGCCCCUGGAGGAGACCAAUCCCAAGGAAAGUCCCCCUUCCACAACUUUUCUGGUAACAUGGUAGAUAUGAUAGUGAGUGAAGCUUGUGAGCUAAUAACCACAACCAAAAUGAAAAAGAGUUUUGGUGACUGUGCUGACUUCCUAACUAAGACUAUUGGAAGCCGAAGAGGCUCUUCGUCUAGGCCUGGUUCAAUCAGUGACGAGGCCCCAGAUUCCCCUUUGAGGCAGGGAGCUAGCAGGGAGAGCUUCAGAUAUGAUAAUAAAGACUGUGGGUAUGUGAGUAAGGGACGCCCCGUUGAACAGGCAGCAGGUCACAGCUUUCACCACACUCCCUAUCAGACAGGAUAUCAGAGCCAGGGAAGCACCAACUAUGAGUUAGGCCUAAGGACCAGAGUUGUGGGAGAAGCUCAUCCUGUUGUGAUGAAGGAUACUCUAGACGUUCCAGGUUCAGAAAUGGGUGGACAAAGGAUGAUGUCUAUCCCUGGAGAUGACUCGGCCCCCAGCUCGGCCAAAAAAACUGGUGGGACUCCGGGUACUCCCCCCUCAACUCCCCAGCAGCCCAGAGAGGUGUCUAAGGAGAAACAGAUCAAACAGUUCUCCAAGAAGCUGAAAGGCAAGUUGGCUAAGGAGUUCUCCCCUGCUACACCCCCUCCAACCCCACAUUACCAGCCUGAGCCUGGUCCAGGGCCAAAAGACACAACUCCAGAGGCAGACAAGGCUGACUUCAUGCUCAAACUGAUGAGAUCUCUGUCUGAGGAGGCAGAGGGUGAUGAGGAAGAGGAAGAGGACCAGGGAGAAGAAGCAGAGGGUAGUGCUGGUGAUAGUACCAGACUUUUUGAAACGAAAGGUCGCCGACCUGAACUGAACCUGAUGUCAGCUCGCAGAAUGUCAAACAAGGAGGCCCUUCACUAUGCUGAGCGGUUGGCAUGUCAUAUUGUAUCAAUGGCAACAGAGAUGGACACCCUGGGAGUGGCAGAGGAAAAGGGUGAGACAAGCAAGGGGAGUGAGGGGAGAAGAGACAGUGUGGCUCAGUUCUCAGAGCAGACCUUAAACUCUUUGUGGGUAUAUGCAGGUGAGGUGGCGGGAGAGGUCAUCAGUGAUGUGAAGAGGAUGGUGGGCUCUGGACAGCAGUGCCCCCAUCACAGAGCUCUCAGGAGAAGAAGCCUGGACAGAUCUGGCUCUGAAUGUCUCCAUUACCACCACCACCACCACUACCCCAGUGCAGACCACAACAAGGACUGGAGGGUGGGGCGGCUGGCUGAGCAGUGGUCUUGUGACCUGCUGACCUCUGCCUUACUUCCUCCUGCCUCCAUUUCCUCUACCAGUUACAGCUCCAGUUCAGGCCUAUCUUCAGAAUACCCCAGCUGUGAAAGUGUGACAGAUGAAUAUGCUGGCUACCUCAUUAGGGUGCUGAAAAAGGAGGGAGGCAGCAGGGAGUUGGUCCUAGAUCAGUAUGCGAGCCGUUUGGCCUACCGCUCCAUCAAACUAGGCCUGGCCCAUGCUGCACGCAAGAUGAAGCAGAGGUCCUCCACCACUCGUCUCCACUCCUCCAAGUCCUUACCAGAUGGAUGGAAGGGUCCUAGCAGUGAGGCCUCCUCACCCAUGGACAGAGCUGGGACAGGGGAGGAUGGUCAGUGUAGUUGCAGGGACUCUGAGGAGCAGAGGGAAUAUGUAGAUUUGGUAAACUUUGCAGAGUCCUUAGCAUACAAUAUCACCUGUGAUGUCACACGCAAGCUGCGCUUUUCUUCUGUACGUCUGCCUAAGUCUCUCACUGAUUCCUGCCUUUAUAAAAAAUCCAAACUUGAGGAUGUGGCUGAGAAUUUAAUCAGAAACUCCUUCUCCUGCCCCCUGUUAUCCAAGGACAGUAAGAGCAAGCACUACCAUAGUACAGGAAGCCUGUAUGAUGGAGGCUACAGCAGUGGUGUGAUGCAGGUUAUAGAACAUUAUGCCAGGAAGAUAGUGGAUGACACUCUGGAGAUGAGUCUGGCUUCAUCAGGACAUCCAGCCAGGGAGCACCAGAGGGCCCAAGGCCAGGACAGACAUUCCCAUGCAGAGAGGUUGUCUGAGGGGGCAGCAGUGGGACCAACUCUGGGAGAGAGGACCUGCCGCUACUGUCAGGUCCGCGAAUGUCCAUACUGCACGAGGCCCAGCAGGCACUACCACCAACAGGCAAGCCAGAGGAGGAAAAGGGGGCAAGAGUGUGAAGCCAGAGCUGAGCGGCUCUCUGGCCUGGAGAUUCCCAAAAUCCACAUCGACCUGGACCGCAGGGCAGCAUUUGCUGAGGAGAUGGUGUCUACGGCAAUGGAGACAGCUAAGCGUGAACUGAGCAACACCAGCCUCAACGCUGACAGUGGCAUCGGCCAUGAUGGGGCCAGCUAUGCUGAAAGCCUAACUGCCGAGAUCAUGACCUCAGCUCUGUCCAACAUCUGCCAGGCGGCCAACCUCAGUUCUCCAGGCAGGGAGGCCACUGAGUCAACUGUGUCCCAGCAGCUGAGCCUGAGUGUGGGUGACGACAGUCUGGGCAGCUGGUCUAACUUGAGCUUUGAGGACGAUCACCCAGAUGACAACAGCAGCUUCCUCCACCUCAGUGACAGCAGCAAUGGGAACAGCAGUAGCUGGAGCAGUCUGGGCCUGGAGGGGGAGGUGUGUGAGGAGCGCCUGUCUUUCUCCCCCUCUGACAGUGACUGUACAGAAGACAAGGAGACUGAAGUCAAAGAGGAAUCCAGUGGGACGCUGCGUGUGGACAGGACUCAGGUGCAGGCUCCCAGGGCCCUGCUGGUGAUGGUGAACUCUGAAACCAGCAAACUUGGCCAUGAUCCUGAACUUGUGACCCUUGACCCCCAGUUCAGGAGCAUGCUGCAGUGGGUGGCGGCCUCCAUGGCCGACCUCCCGCAGGUCCAACUGAGUCCUGACCAAGAGCUCCAGCAGCUCCCAGCCGUGGUCCAAAGACUUCGAGAGAGGGAGUGGAGGGUGGGAGAGCUGCUGCAAGCCCUGCUGCGCUACUGUGAGGAGACCCAGUCCCACAGUCAGUCUCGGGCUCUGCCUCCGCCCACAGAGGAGCCACUCCCGGCAGGCACACAGCCCCAGCGCAUUCCCCUCUUCCAGUGGCUCCUGGAGAACGCCUAGGUUGCCUGUCCUCCUGUCCCCUCCUCUCUUCUCUUCUCCUCUCGUUUCUUUCCCCGCUCCUCUCCGCCCCACCCCCCGAUGCUCCCUCCAGCCCAUCUGUGCAUCCUGCCCUCUAGUGAGCACCACUAGUGUUGCACUGCAGUGCCAUCAGUGUACAGUGAUGUCUCACCUCGCCAAACGCCCUCACACCUACCUGUCACCUUAUACAAGUGAACCGUUCUGUAGUUUAAUAUAGGGCUUUACAUCCAUUACUACCCCUAGAGGGCGCCAUACCAAUCAACUGAUGUAAUUUAGUCUCAUGGCUGAGGGCGUGCAUGUGUUUUGCACUGCAUGCCGUGACCAAGACUAACUUCUGUUGUAUUUUUUUCCACCUCCUGUUUUGUUGUUGCAGUUCUGUUUUGCUUAAUAUUGGGCUGCAUAUCAUUUAUGUUGAUUUAGUGAGCUAUCCUUCACACCCACCUACACUUCUGUUGUUGAAGCCCUCACACCUUGCUGCCCCUGUGCUUAUGCUACAGAAAGAGGGUGAUAGAGAGAGAGAGAGAGCUAGAGCGAGAGCGAGAGAGAAACCCAGCCCAUCUGUUCCAGACAGAGACAGAAAGAACGAGGCAGUGAGUUGAGAGAAAGAGAAUGUGUUUUCUGUUAGGGAAUCCCCAUAGCUGCUGGGCGGAUGAUGUCAAACCCACAGCUCACCUCUGUGGUGGUGUUUCCACAUGUUAAGAGACCAACCACACAUACACAUACUACACCACACCCUUGCAUUAUCAGUGCCAGAAGGAAUUCAAGAUACAUCGUAUCACAUCAAAUUCUGAUACAAGCCUGUUAAUCCCCAUAGUAUUCCAUUAUUGUAUUAAUCCGCUCAUCAUUAUGACAUCAUUCACAGUCAAAUGUUUCUCUCCAGGACUGAAUGCAAGUAAAUUACUGGGAUUCAGAGUCUCUUUCAGAUGGGCUUUCCAGAAUAAGUGAAACGCUAAUGACAGUGGUUACCUCCACCCUCACUUUUGACCAUAUCUAAGUUAUAUAAAUUUAUAACACUGUAAUUUGUGUUGAUGAUUGAAUAAGACAUUCAUUUGACAAGACAGUGGUUUACAGUACUUGAUUAAGUUGCCUCUUGCCAGUAUUAAUAUUCCUGUUUUUGUUUUGCUACAGAUCCAAUGCCCUAACACUGCUUGCCUAGCAACUAUUUCUUUGUUUAUCAAAGUUAGUAAAAUAUAUCUGUGUAAAGUGGAUGACGUGACCUAAGGCAAUCGCUAUUAAGAAAGAAUUGAAUAUCUUGAAGAUAGAGUAUGUCUAAUCAAACAUGAAAUGCUGCUCAAUGCUAUGAAGGAAGCCAUAAUAUUGGCUUUACAUUGCCAAAUGUAGCUUGUGUGGUGACUAUCCUCCCCUCCAGGCAGUGGGGAUGUUUCAGUAGUAUGUGUGUAAUAUGGUGUGUAAUAUCUGUGUCAGGGCCCCACGUCCAGUUUGGGGAAGAUCCAGUGACGCAGCUAGUGAAUCUUUUUUUAAUUAAAGGCAUGUACUUCAGUCUGCACCUCUGAACCACAACACAGAGCAUCCGCAUAGUUCAGCCCCAGAAUCACACAUUCUGUCACCCACGCUCCCCAGUCACCUUGUGGAAUGAAGGAUUCUGGAUACCACAGUUUCCACUCGAUACCCCCCCUAACACAUGCACACGCACACCCUAGUUACUCACCAAGCCCCAAAUGUAACCCCACACGCCCAGCACUACCAGCGACUUUGCUGAGAUGCACUUUUUUGAUUUAGCUGAGCAGAGGCCGGGCAUUUCCACUGCUGCCCUCAGGCCGCUCCUGGCUUCCUCCAUGACCUCACACAGCAUGGAGGAAGGUCUGCAACGCCGCCAGCACCAAGAUUAUGUUCGCAGUCAGUCAGUGUUCAUAUUUAUAUACCUUACGGAUAAACCCUACCCCAACCGUCCCACCAAAGGAACAUUGUUGAUGUUUGUAUUAUUUUGGAAAGAACUGAAGAUGAUGUGAAGCUGUGCGGUCCUCAUAUUAGAGAACCGUGCUUACUGAGUUUGAACACUGUAAUAUACCAUGGCUUUCCAUCUGUUGUCAUCACUAUUAUUAUUAUGAUUAUUAUUAUUAUUGAUUAACUAUCGUUGAUGGCGUUCAUCUGCAUGGCUGAAUCUUCACUGACUUCUUCAGCUCCAUGUUACUAUUCUUAUUAAUGUAUUGGCCUGUCACUGGCUGAGCUCCAGUGACUUUUCUCUGUCACCCUCUCCACACUGCCUCACAGUGUGCUGCAGGCCUCUGCCGAUGCCUUGUCUGUUACCGCUAAAUCUCUAGGCUGCCAAAUGUUUCUGAAUCGUAGAGGUGUUUCUCCUGUAUGAUAUACUCUAUGGCAAAUCGAUCACCACACCCAUUUGAAGUUAUAUUUGCGAAUCAACACCCACUACUCAAAAUGAUAUUGGAGGACAGCGUUUAAAGAAGGCAAGCAGAGGUCUUGACCUGACAAGCGGGAGCGUACACAUAGUAUAUCUUUGGUUUACAUUAAAGGAAUGUAUUGAGAGUCGUGGACUUGACGAAUGAAGAGAGUACACCACAGUAUACAGAUCCUCUCCCAGUGAGAUUGUACAGAAUGUUUAGCUGUUAAUUUAUGACUUUUCCUGGGCUGGUUCCACUGACCAGCCCACCCCCCCUCGUUUUUUGCUUUCUUUCUUUAGUGUACUGUACAUUCCUAUGCAUCGCAGAUGACCUAUAGCGCUAUAUUGUUGUGUUGGUGAAAGCUGAAUGUGUACCUGCAAAAAAAAAAAAAAUCAACUCCAUUUAGUAGCAGAUAAGUCUAUUUUGUUACUGUUGUUCCAGUGUUACUUUCUGCCUCUCUUCAACCACAGACAGGCAAAAAUGUACCUUUACCGACUCCUGUAUUUUUCCUGCUUCCUUGUAAAAUCUUGCCAAAUAAAGAUAUUUAAUAAAUUAUGUAAGUUAUAUAACAGUGAGUUCACUACUUGUUCCCCUAGUGGCAUUGCUAAAUAGUUUACACAUUCUAAGCUUGAAGUCAAAGCACUAAAUUUGUCAAUGUUAAAGCUCUGUGUGACAAUAAAGCUUUUUCAUGUGCUCUGA